Leptonychotes weddellii (Weddell seal) is the source of this 2150-nucleotide messenger RNA. The record is from RefSeq and is a predicted model, not a curated record. NCBI's taxonomy places the organism in Eukaryota, Metazoa, Chordata, Mammalia, Carnivora, Phocidae.
CCUCCUCCCCUAGCACUUCCCGGAGCACCUGGACCACUUUGCGGAGAACAUGGAGGACUUCUCCAACGAUCUGUUCAGCAGUUUCUUCGAUGACCCCGUGCUGGACGAGAAGAGCCCUCUACUGGACAUGGAACUGGACUCCCCCACACCAGGCAUCCAGGCUGAGCACAGCUACUCCCUGAGCGGUGACUCGGCGCCUCAGAGCCCCCUUGUGCCCAUCAAGAUGGAGGACACCACCCAAGACGUGGAACAUGGAGCAUGGGUGCUGGGACACAAACUGUGCUCCGUCAUGGUGAAGCAGGAGCAGAGCCCGGAGCUGCCCGUGGACCCUCUGGCCGCCUCCUCGGCCAUGGCCGCUGCGGCGGCCAUGGCCACCACGCCACUGCUGGGCCUCAGCCCCCUGUCCAGGCUGCCCGUCCCCCACCAGGCCCCAGGAGAGAUGACUCAGCUGCCAGUGAUCAAAGCAGAGCCCCAGGAGGUGAAUCAGUUCCUCAAAGUGACACCAGAGGACCUGGUGCAGAUGCCUCUGACGCCCCCCAGCAGCCACGGCAGCGACAGUGACGGCUCCCAGAGUCCCCGCUCUCUGCCCCCCUCCAGCCCUGUCCGGCCCAUGGCCCGCUCCUCCACGGCCAUCUCCACCUCCCCCCUUCUCACCGCCCCUCACAAAUUACAGGGGACAUCAGGGCCACUGCUCCUGACAGAGGAGGAGAAACGCACCCUGAUUGCUGAGGGCUACCCCAUCCCCACGAAACUCCCCCUCACCAAAGCCGAAGAAAAGGCCUUAAAGAGGGUCCGGAGAAAAAUCAAGAAUAAGAUCUCGGCCCAGGAGAGCCGCCGUAAGAAGAAGGAGUACGUGGAAUGUCUAGAAAAGAAGGUGGAGACAUUUACGUCAGAGAACAACGAACUGUGGAAGAAGGUAGAGACCCUGGAGAAUGCCAACAGGACCCUGCUCCAGCAGCUGCAGAAACUCCAGACUCUGGUCACCAACAAGAUCUCAAGACCUUACAAGAUGGCUGCCACCCAGACGGGGACCUGCCUCAUGGUGGCAGCCUUGUGCUUCGUUCUGGUGCUGGGCUCCCUUGUGCCCUGCCUCCCUGAGUUCUCCUCCAGCUCCCAGACUGUGAAGGAAGACCGCAUGGCCGCUGACAGCGUCUACACAGCCAGUCAGAUGCCCUCCCGGAGCCUCCUGUUCUACGACGAGGGGGCAGGCUCGUGGGAGGAGGGCCGCAGUGCCCUCCUGCCUGUGGAGCCCCCAGACAGCUGGGAAAUCAAGCCGGGGGGCCCGGCUGAGCAGCGGCCCCAGGACCACCUGCAGCAUGACCACCUGGACAGCACCCACGAGACCACCAAGUACCUGAGUGAGGCCUGGCCAAAAGACGUUGGUGGAAACGGCACCAGCCCCGACUUCUCUCACCCCAAGGAGUGGUUCCGUGAGAGGGAUCUGGGCCCCAAUACCACCAUCAAACUCUCCUAGGCCGCGCCAAGACCCAGGACACAGGACGUACCCUCUGGCACCCAGAAGAGGGGUUGUCUUGCUCUGUAACCCGGAUCCAGCUUGUCCCCCUGCCCCCUGGGCUCCCAUCCCAGGAGAAAGCGUUCCACUUCUCCCCAGCCCUUCUUUGCCCCACUCUUUCCCAGGGCCUCUCCUUUCCCCACCACAUUUGGACUGUUUGUUCCCUUGGGCCGACCACUCUGUUCUCACCCCUCCCUCCCACAGCCAUCCGUCCUUCUCAGAUAAACCACUCACUGGGCCAACUCCCUCCUUUCUCAUAAUGACCAACACGACCACUGCCUCCCUGCUCCCCCCACAGACACACACAUCCACACACCGACACACACCGCCCCCCGCCCAGCCCCACUGUACAGAGACCAAGAACAGAAAUUGUUUGUAAAUAAUGAACCUUAUUUUUUAUUAUUGCCAAUCCCCUAAGAUAUUGUAUUUUACAAGUCUCCAUCCUCCCUUCACCCCUCCCUUGUUUUAUAUUUUAUGAAGUUAGUGCGGGCUUUGCUGUUCCCUGGCCCUCACCUGGCCUCCCCCUGCCGCAGCCCAAGCCGCUGGGCCUUUUUAAUUGCCAGACUGCUUCCUCCAUGAGCUGAGCACAUGCUUUAAGAAGGCAAAAGUAAAAAAAAAAAAAAAGAUGCAGCAUCAA